AUGGCUGCACUUCAGAUAUCGCAUGGUUCUGUGGUUAAUUUGAAAAAUGAAUUAAAACAGUUAGAGGAAGAAGAACAAAAGGUUCUUGCACAACAGUUACUUGAACAACAACAACACAACGACGACCGGAAUGCAUGUUCAAUAACUAUUAUUAUCGACAAUGCCUCUUGGCAUCGUGAAGUAACAGAUGAUACAAAACCACCUCAAUGUUUAUGGGGAAAACAAAUGAUAGUUAACUGGCUUGAUGAUCAUAAUAUAUUAUAUGUUGAUGAUAUUUCGAAAGCCGAAUUGCUACAGCUAGCCUAUGAAAAUUUACCAAAAAAGAAAUAUAAAGUGGACGAAGAAGCAAAAAUUAUCGAAUUAAUAUCUUACGAGUUGGCUUGGGCCAAUAUGAAAACAUGCAUACGUGAUAGAAACACAAAGUUUACCUCGGCUGAAGUGAACAAAGUGGCACAAGAGUGGAUAGAUAAUUUAGAUGAGACGGAAGCAGCCAACUAUGUUAAUCACGUUAAGCAAUGUGUGGCGACAUUCAAAAAGGCCGAUAUGUUUGCCGAAAAAAUUGAAGAAGAAUUAAAUGAUGAUGACGACGAACAUGAAUAUAGCGUCUAUAGUGCAGACACAGAUAAUGAUGAUGAUGAAUGA
Molecule: messenger RNA, 642 nt
Organism: Rotaria sp. Silwood2
Lineage: Eukaryota; Metazoa; Rotifera; Eurotatoria; Philodinida; Philodinidae
Source: the annotation of a GenBank genome assembly